AUGUGUUUUGGAUUACCGUUUUUACCAGUGCAUGAAGAUAUUAGUGAUGACGAAAGCGAUGAAAACAUAGAAGAUAUUAAUGGAAUGAAAAUAUAUUUAAAUAAUUUAAUGAAAAAAGUUAACGAGACGACAUUGAUUGAUAUUCGACAAAGCUUUUUGAAAUAUGUUAAUGGAAAUGUAAAAGAAAACCAAUUAUAUGAUAUUCUGAAACCAUACAAUAUAAUUUUGUCAAAAAAAAAAUUCCACCCAAUGUUCUCUAAGAUAGAUGUAAAAAAAAAAGGCACCGUCAACUUUUUACAAUUCGUUACUUAUUUAGCAUCAGAAUUUGAAAUAAAGCGUAAAUAUAAUACAUUUUUAUCAAACGACGACAGCGAACUAUCAAAAUUAACGCCCAAAUUACUACCGAACAAAUUGAUUGAAUACGGAGAAAACGGCAUGAUUCGGUACAUAGAUAUAGUGUUUUUACCGAACAAAAUAAAACAAUCUCAAAAAGAACCCGACGAUCCUGAAUACAUAGCUGCUAGUCGGUCAGGGAAAAUUGUUCGCUACAAACCAGACAUGCAAUGGAAAAGUACAUACCAAGUUGUUUCGAAUGUAUCACCGAUCGUGGUCAACGGUUUAGUGGGGAUGCCGGAGUUCAGUGUCGUUUGCUUGUCGGUCGUGGGCGGCCAACUGCUGUUCUACGACAUGUCGUCAGGCCAAUUCAAGCUGUGCCUCAUCGUCGAAUUGUGGGCAUGCACGUUGACCACUCACCUCGCGUACGCGCACACUUACUGCGAACGCAAGAAGAUCGGUUCGUCGAAGAUAGCGGUCGGCGACGGACACGGUGGCGUGAGCGUACUCGAGUUCAUAUCGUCGGAGAAGUGGAACCCGUUCAAGGACAAGUCAGGCGACACGAACGAGACGCCAACGUACAAUUUCGAACGACUCGUGAUGAGGACGCCACCGGCGCCGCCGACCACAAAACCGUCCACUAAGCGUCCACCACCGAUUCGCGCGUACAGUUAUCAGGGGCUGCACACCAAGCAAGUCGAGCAAGUCGUGUUCUACAACAACGGCCGAUCGUUUGCGGCUGUGUCGAUGUCAAAUCGCAAGUCGAUGGCCCAAUGUCUCAUGCUGCCGGAGCAAUGCGAAACUCGUGGUUCGUCACGGUCACCGUCGACCGCUACGCUCACCUUUCCGUUCAUCCGUUACACGUCAAACGUGAUGGGAUUCUCUUGCGUGUGUGCGAUCCGUGACACGCACUUGGCUACUGGCAGCAUGGACCGGACAGUGAGGCUGUGGGACACCACGGGUCGCGUUUCGGGCCCCGUGGACUGCACCGCGCUGUUUGGCCACAGCUGGGGCGUUAAACGCGUUUCUUACAACACGGCCAACGGACACCUGUACUCCGUGUCCACGGACUGUGUGAUCAAGGUGUGGGACCUGCGCAGAACCACGUGCCUGUUGACGUUUACCGGGCUUACAGUGGCUGCGGAACCGAAUAACAGUCAACAUUGGCCGUUCGCCUUGAUGCACUUCAACUGGUUCGAUCAGACUAUCAUAAGCGUGGGCAGAGAUUACAUGUCGUUCAUGACCGUCGAGUGUACCAGGCCUAUGGUGACCGACCAGGAGGUGUCUCGCCCGCAUGACGAUAAGUCCCAUGACACAGCCGUCGUCAGGACGCUAUACAACCCGCUGUACCAGGUUUUGAUAUCCGUAUCCGCCACCGACUCAUCCAUCUCUGUAUGGAACUUACGCACCGGUGACGUGAUCAUCAAAUGGUCUAUGGCGCACACCGAAGAGGUGUACUGCGAGAUUCUGCCGGUCGAAAUUACCGCCGCUAACUUCGACCCAUCAGGAGGGUUGCUCGUCACCGGUGCUGUGAAUGGUAGCGUUCACAUGUGGGAUCCAAACAACGGAGUAUGUUUGAACCGACUGCGGAUCCCUUCCGGUGGCCGGAUAUCUGAAGUAUUCUGGUUGCCUGAUAAGAUACUAGUGACCGGUUCAGAUCGGCGAGUAACCGAAUUCAACGACCCACUGUUAUUGUCCAAAGGAAAAGUUUGGCUGUCCAGCCAUGAAGAGCCGGUGUUGAGCGCGUGCGUCAAGCUACCGUCGCUGUUUGUUACCACAUCACAGGCGGGCGUGAUGGGUUUCUGGCGGCUAGAGACGGGACAGUUGAUUAAAAAGUACAAGGCCCGAAUGAGACCAGACACCCGUAAGUCCAAAAACUCAUCAUCAGGGAGCAAGAGCCAGGCAACUUCUACGGUGGUGAGCAAGAGCCAGAUAAGUUCCAUAUCGUACGUUGGCAGCCGAAUUGGGGAAAAUGGUGGCCUGGAAACCAGAGAAGAGAAGCUCAAGAGAUUAGAUAUUAAAUACACGCCCCGUGAGCAUUACGCGGCGGUUGCCACACACUUCCUGCGAGCCCGGCCAGAAGACUCAAACGUCGGAACCCUACUCGUGGCCACACGUAAUGGAGUGGUGCAGAUAUGGUGCACGUACAAAGUGCCCAAGUAUGUUAGCCAAUUUGUGGCUAUUCACAUCGCUGAUGAUUACGUCACUUCUAUGGUGUCUGACCGUAAGAGCGAAUACUUGAUUACAAGCUUCGAAAGCGGCUACAUCAAAACGUGGUUGGUGGUCAACUUUGGACAGCCGAGACACACGAUCUACAACGUGGACAUGCCAUCUCUUAGGCUGCGUUUUCCGUACCUAAUAAAUAUGUUCUUCAUGGGUCGAGCAGAACGUGCUGACGCAAAGAACACGAAUGGUCCACUGUUGGUCAGUGCGUAUAGAGCACACUUGCAGCGUAUCAGUCACAUUGAAUACAUCGAAAAACUGGAGCUCAUAGUCAGUAGCAGCGUGGACAAGAUGAUUCGUAUCUGGACGUUGGCUGGUCAUUACGUAGGAACUUUGGGAAUGACAUGGCCAAACAUACCAAAAACCCGCCCGGUAAACGUUUUACAAUUUAAGAUGCCUCCGGACAUCCAACGGGAAGCGUCAUUCACUACUAUUCAAGUUUUGAAAGACGGCGUCAAUUCAAGCUUACGGUCUCCAGCAGUAUGGGAUAAACUAGAAUUGCUGAGACAGCAACGUGACAUACGAGGUAAAAAAGGCAAGAGGAAACUACACGACGAAAAAUGCCCAGAUCUACCACUACACGACAUACACAGAGAAUUUAUGAAAACUAAAACUGUGUCAAUCAGGCGUCCAGUAGUAAUAAAGAUAGACGAAUCGAAGCCUAGAGUAAAGAUUCAUAAACAUGUUCCGUUAUGCGAUCUCGACACUAUCCCACAAAUAAACAAGUUAGAAACAACCAAACAAGAAUCCUCCACUCCUAGAACAAAACUAGUUUUUUUCAAAUAGGUAAUAAUUUGACAUAUUUAAUUUUUUAUAUAUAUAUUUGUGUACGUUUUUAACUGAUUAAAAAAAAUGUAUUUCUACAAUAAAAUCACCAUUAAAUAAAGUAAUUAACUAUUAAGUACAAGAAGAACUUAGUUGUGUUUAAGCUAAGAUAAUUUCAAAACUCAGAAAAUUGAAAUUCUAUAUGUUGGAUAAAAUUGUUAUAAAAUAAUAAUAAAUUACUGAAGUAUUAAGGUGAGUAAAUAUAUAUGGAUGCAAAUAUUAUGUUUAAAAAAUAAAAAUAAGUUAAUGCGUGACGUGUGAGAGAUAUAAUAAGUAUUAUGUUGAAGUUCAAGUAUUAUAAAUAAAAUAUUAUAGGUAUAAUACAAAAAAAGUGUUACUUAAGAUGAAAAUACUAAAGAGCUUUAUGUAAAGACAGUACCUACACCAAUCGCCAAUGUUAUUUAAUAUCAUUUAAAUACAGAUUUCUUUAUACAUUUUCGAGUUGUAAAAUUCCCAUGCUUAAAGUUAAAUAGCUAAAUGGUUUAUUUGCUUAAUGAGCUGUAUGAACGUUUUAGAUUCUGAGCGGAGAGAUAAAUGAUUUUAUUUUAUUGUAUUGUAUUGAUUUUACAAUGGUGUGUAUUUAUUUUUAUAUCUGCGUUCACGAUAAGUAGUCAAAAUAAUGCUUCAACUCAAUAUCUUUUCCGGAGCCGCAUAGGCGGAUAUUGGGGGGGGCUUGGGGGGGCUUAAGCCCUCCCAGAACGUAAUCAAGUCCCCUCAGAAGGUUCUAGUAUCUCUACUUCAAUUACAACAAACAAUAUUGAUACAAUCGUAGAAAAUAAUCAAAACAUAAAAAAAAAUAUUGUUAUGUAAGAAUUUAUUUUCAAUUGUUCCCCUUAAUUACCGCUGAUAAGACACUGAUAAGAUUAUUAUUGUGGAGGUUCUCAAACUUGACCUAACCUAACCUUGAGGAAAGUGUUUUUUUUUGUAGAUCAUUAUAAAGUAAGUAUUGGUUUAUCGUUUUUUUAAAAAUAAAUUUCUACUUACACUUUAGUUUUCUAUUUUUAAAAGUAAUCCUGUAUUUUAUAUAUUUUUUAGGAUUUGAUGUGCGUAUCUAAAGAUUUACUGAAGUCAGAAAUGGCAGUGGCAAAGAAUUGCAUAUUGCAGUCUUUAAAUGAAGUAAAAAAGGUUUUAACAAAAAGUGUUUUCCCUAAUUUAUACAAAUUAUUUCAAGUUGCUAUAACAAUACCAAUAAGUUCCUCAACUUGUGAAAGGAGUUUUUCAGCAAUGCGUCGAAUCAAAACUUCGAACUUCCAUGUUGCAGGAGCGGUUCAACAACACAUCAAUAUUGUAUAUUGAAAAAAACAUAACUAAAUAUAUUAAUACCGAUACUGUUAUAGAUAUAUUUGCAAA
Molecule: messenger RNA, 4731 nt
Organism: Myzus persicae (green peach aphid)
Lineage: Eukaryota; Metazoa; Arthropoda; Insecta; Hemiptera; Aphididae
Gene: WDY
Product: WD repeat-containing protein on Y chromosome
Exons: 5
Coding region: 1-3342 (1113 amino acids)
Molecular function (GO): protein binding
Source: RefSeq, a predicted model, not a curated record